Saprolegnia parasitica CBS 223.65 is the source of this 375-nucleotide messenger RNA. RefSeq lists its product as hypothetical. The record is from RefSeq and is a predicted model, not a curated record. The transcript has 2 exons. The annotation marks the transcript as partial. NCBI's taxonomy places the organism in Eukaryota, Oomycota, Saprolegniomycetes, Saprolegniales, Saprolegniaceae.
AUGGCAUCUACUACGGUAGGGAAGCCGGUUUUCUCCAGACCGCCAAGUGCACGCUCAAGUACAAGAGCCUACGUCAAGUGCCCCAAUGAAGACAAGGUCGUCUGCGCGAUCGAGACCAAAGGCGACAAACCCAUCUACUUCCGCAACCAGUGCUUUCUUGACAUUGGCAAGUGCCUCAACUCUGGCCUGAGCACGCUCUCCGCAAGAGCAAACCCAAGCCGCUCUCGGCCGACAAUGCCUUGCGGCCACCCACGCGACAAAGCCGACGCCGCUGGCGGUCCCGACGACGUCUGGGACGCCACCGACUUUUACAUUGACGAAGACGUCUCGGUCGACGGAGAGAUGCCCGAGACAGCCAAUGGAACCAUGACAACG